AGCAUUCUCCUAGAGGUCAAAACCGCCUCCAGAUUCCGCCACGUGUCCACAUUGUCCCGCUCGUCAUAAAAUCUAUCCGUUAGCCCUACUCUCUCUUUCUCUCUCCCUCUCCCCCUGCAACUUCAACGCAAGAGGAGGAGGAAGAAGAAGAAGAAGAAAAGUAAAAAUAAAGAUAAAAACUGAAAAAAAAAAAAAAAAAAAAAAGAUUGGAAAUUUUUGGAAGAGGAAAAGGGAAAUGGGGAAACUACUGUGUGAUUCCACCACGGUCGCCGAGACAUUCCAGACCUCCUCGCCCACCGUCGCCUGGCGGGACCCGCCGGCCAAGUCGACGCCGCUCCAGGAGGAGGAAGACCUGAUCGAGGCCGUCGAUCUCGUUGUUGACCAGUCAACGGCCGACGACGCGUGGGGCGCUGUCGUGGGCCUGGAGGAGCAGCAGCGGCGGCAUCUCCAGCGGCUUCACGCCAAGGGCGUUCUCUGGAAGCAUCCGGAGGCGGAGGCGGAGGACGGCGACUCCUCGGUCGUCUUCAGACUGUCGCACGGCGGAGAGGUGUCGUCCGACGGUAACUGCCUUUUCACGGCGUCGCACAAGGCGAUGAAGGCGGCGCGUGAGGUCGACGCGCGGGAGUUGAGGAGGCGGACGGUGCGGAGGUUCUUGGAGGACUACGGAUCUGCGAGCGCGGAGGAGAGGGACGUCAUAAACGACGUCAUUCGGCAUCUCUACGCGCCUGAUCUGAGGGCCGGGUGGGGGAUACACGUCAUUCAGGAGGUCAAGCUUCUGGCCAAGAAGGACGAGCGCGUGAGUCUUGACUCCGCCAUUGAAGAGCUUCUUCAGCUCGGAAUGCAUAGGGAGCUGGCGGCAGAGUCUAUUUACAAAGAGAGAUGUAUCUCAGUGAGUGAUGGACCGAGUUGGGCCAAAUACAUGUUGAUCUCUGGUUCCCUGGAUGAUGAAUAUGAUAUCAUCACGUUGCAAUACACGGAGGAAGGCUUAUUAACAAUCGAUGAAAAUAGAGAAGGUCAUGCCGCGGCUUUUGGAGAUGAUAUAGCAAUCGAGUGUCUUGCAACAGAGUUUAAGCGAGAGAUAUAUGUGGUUCAAGCACAUGGAUCAGAUGCUAUGGUCGAUGAGGAAAAUUGUGUUUUCUUCCUUCCACACCGACCAAGGACUCGGAUUUGUGAACCACCCUUCUUUCUUUUCAUGAAAGGAACAGGUUGGUGUGGUGCUGGUGCUGAUCACUAUGAACCCCUGAUUGCCCAUCCCUUGUCCUUUGUUUGCCAGGAGAAGGUGGCUAUGGUUCUCUGAGGGCACCUAUCCUGCAGUUUUGUGGCUUUAGAGAGAUUGAGUAGAAGUAGUUGUUCUAUUAAUUUGUUCCAUUAGUGCUUGGCAUGCAAUCUAAUUCUCCUGACUCUUCUCUGAGUCACAAGGAGAAUUCGAUUAUUGCAAUAGCAUUCAUUUUUUGUUAGCUAGAAUCGAUCGAUUAUCCUUGACUCCAACUAGCAGGUUUUGGUUCCUGGUCCUGAGCAAACCCUAUGGUACUCGUAAUGUUUCUACCGGCUGUUUUUUUGUUUUUUCUGUUGUUGUCGUCGUCUUUGAGUUCUUGUCUUUGGAGGGUGCAUAUAUUGCUAGGUGCUAUUUCAUCGAAGCUGCAAUAGUGCCUUUCGGUUGUAUCUUUAGCUGGAGUCUAUCAUCAUUUUAAUGAAAGUGACUUGUGCUCUC
Rosa rugosa (rugosa rose) is the source of this 1711-nucleotide messenger RNA. RefSeq lists its product as uncharacterized. The record is from RefSeq and is a predicted model, not a curated record. Lineage: Eukaryota; Viridiplantae; Streptophyta; Magnoliopsida; Rosales; Rosaceae. The coding region runs from base 236 to 1297 and encodes 353 amino acids. The transcript has 4 exons.